Molecule: messenger RNA, 966 nt
Organism: Cryptomeria japonica (Japanese cedar)
Lineage: Eukaryota; Viridiplantae; Streptophyta; Pinopsida; Cupressales; Cupressaceae
Product: protein DMR6-LIKE OXYGENASE 2-like
Exons: 5
Coding region: 1-966 (321 amino acids)
Source: RefSeq, a predicted model, not a curated record
AUGACAUCCACAACACAUGUUGGGUUUAAUCAUCUUGAACACAAUGCUGUGGAGAAACUCAUGUCCAAUGGACGCAAUCAUCCUGAUGUUCAGGAUAAGUCUGUUUUUCCUCCGGGUCAACGUCCCGACAUGUCCCAGAUCAUGAAUCAUGGAGUGUCAGAAACUGUGAUGAAAAGCAUGAUGGACAUUGCCAAAGAGUUUUUUGAAAUGCCUGUAGAAGACAGGGUAAGUCUCUAUUCAGAGGACGCACAGCAGGCUGUCUUGGUUUCUACAAGCUUUAAUGUCACCAAAGAUGAAUUCUUUGAGUGGAAGGAUUAUCUAAGACACCCAUGUCAUCCGCUGGAGAAAUUUAUUAAUUCAUGGUCUCAAAAGCCUGCAGUUUACAGAGAGGUUGCAGGGAAGUAUUGCAAGGAGAUAAGAGUACUGGUUCUAAGGCUUCUGGCUGCAAUUUCUGAAGCUCUUGGACAAGAUUCUGAUUAUUUGAAUGCAAACUUUGGAAGAAAGCAUAGCCAGGAACUGCAGAUAAAUUACUAUCCUUCAUGCCCAAAUCCAGAUCUUGCCCUUGGCGCAUCACCUCAUUCAGAUUCAGGUGGCCUUACUGUUUUGAUGCAAGGAGAUGUGAGUGGCCUGCAAGUGCUAAAAGAUGGGAAAUGGUUUGCAGUAGAACCAAUACCCAAUGCCUUUGUGGUGAAUGUUGCUGAUCAAAUUAAGGUUGUUAGCAAUGGAAGAUUCAAAAGCGCCAAGCACAGGGCCAUAACCAAUACCACCACUGCACGCAUAUCUAUUCCCACAUUCUAUGGGCCUUCCUGUGAUUCCUUCAUUGCUCCUGCAACAUCUAUGGUGGAUGAGGAGCAUCCGGCUUUAUACAGAGGAUAUAAAUUUGAAGAAUACAUGAGGAUAUUCUGGAGCAAAGGUUUGAUGAGCAAGAGCAUUUUGGAUCGCUUCAAGAUCGAAACCAGUCCAUGA